This is a messenger RNA of Anopheles stephensi (Asian malaria mosquito), 2376 nucleotides long. Its product is annotated as KH domain-containing, RNA-binding, signal transduction-associated protein 3-like. Gene Ontology annotation, molecular function: mRNA binding. The transcript is spliced from 4 exons. Gene Ontology annotation, biological process: regulation of alternative mRNA splicing, via spliceosome. Gene Ontology annotation, cellular component: nucleus. NCBI's taxonomy places the organism in Eukaryota, Metazoa, Arthropoda, Insecta, Diptera, Culicidae. The coding region runs from base 140 to 1324 and encodes 394 amino acids. The record is from RefSeq and is a predicted model, not a curated record.
ACGUUUGUUUACAUUCGUGUUUCGCGUUACAGCUGUGUUGUGUGCCUGAAUGAAUCGGUUUCCCCGAAGUUUAAAAGAUAGCCUGAACGUUAAGUGAGAUUUACCAAAUAUUCAUCAUCUGCCUUGGCUAAACGUUGUAAUGGCAGACCAAGAAACAAACGGGUACAACGAUGAAGCAAGCGACUUCAAGCGUAAAAGCAAUGCCAGCCUUCGUGAGAUCGACCCCGACGAUGACGGUGAAGAAUCUAGCAAGCAAUCGGAAAAGGUGCAAGAAUACAUAAGAAACAUACUGAACGAACGAGUUUCAUUAGAUCGUAAAUAUCCCAUUGCUGAUCGGUUGCUGCAAAUGGAGGUUGAAACUGUACAAAAAAAUGGAAAACCUCCAGCUCGCCGCUACAUUGAUAUUUACCGGGAAAAGCCCAUCAAACUGCAGGUGAAGGUGAUCGUACCGGUAAAGGAACACCCGAAAUUCAACUUCGUCGGUAAACUGCUUGGCCCAAAAGGAAACUCCCUGAAACGUCUGCAGGAAGAUACCAUGUGCAAAAUGGCAAUUCUGGGUCGAGGUUCGAUGAAGGAUCGCAAAAAGGAAGAAGAGCUUCGGUUAACAAUGGACCCCAAAUUUGCCCACCUAAACGAUGAUCUGCACGUCGAAAUUAAUGCACUGGGACCGCCAGCGGAGGCACACGCUCGCAUUGCAUACGCGCUAGCAGAGGUGCGAAAGUUUCUUAUUCCCGACAGUAACGAUUUUAUUCGCCAGGAGCAGAUGCGUGAAAUGUUAGAAGAUCCGGAGUGUGAUUUACCGGUGAAAAAGGCGUACCAAAAAUCGAUUGCACCUCAUACGAAUGUUCACGAUGGUCAACCAUCGUCCGGGAUGAUGUCCAGCACCUCAGUACCUGUCUCAUCACGAUCAUUACCAACUCAGCGGAAGGUUUUUUCGAUUUUAGACAAAGCACGUGCCGCUCUGGAAGACACUCAUUUCCCACGCUCAACUGCGUUAAGAUAUGAAGAACCUUCACGGUACGAGCGUGAACCUUUUGAUUCAUCGUACCAGUACCACCCACAACCACCUCCACCUCGAUCAAAAUAUGAAAGCAAUAACCAUAAUGACGAUUACCGAAGAGAUUACUACCGCAAUUCCAGCUCGUACUCUGAAUCAUUGUCAGUUCCUCCGUCGAAACCGAGCGCCACAUCGAUGAGCGGUCGAUCGUGGAAACCGUCAACAUACAGUGGAAGUUCAACGCGAGAACAAAACGAUCUGAAACAUCACGCUACCCGGGAUCUCCAUUCGUAUCGUCAUACACCGUAUGGACGACAAUCGAAAUAGAAGUACGCGUUAGUUAAUUAAAAGAUUAUUAUUUGCUACUGCCAAGUACGUUUCUGAUAUAGAUGUAGAAGAGAGAGCACACAAAAGCAAGUUAUAAGUUAAUUGCAAUAAUAAAAGCAAGCUCAGUUCUAAAAUGAGCAUUAAAACUACUUUUGUUGCGAUGUCGAUGAUCCGACCACGCAUAUUUGAGCCAUCCGGCUAUAAUAAGCCAAAGAAGGUCCCCCAUGCUGCCUGCUUUUUCUCAGGGUUUUUGUUUCCAAAGCAGUGGAUGGAGAAUUAUUUAUUGAUACAUUAAUUUAGUAAAUGAUUUUCCAACAGAAGCGUGAGGAAGUAAUAUUUCUGAAUUUUGUAUUUUAAAUUGAUCCUACUAUAAAACUGGCAGAUACUUUACGAAUCGUUUGUAAUCAAUCAAUAGUCACUGUUAGCUUCCAACAUUUCCAAUAGCCAUACUGAACUGCUUUUAAACCACGCUGCAAAAUAUAGUAAAAUAAUAUACCAAAAUAAAAAUAGGUACGUAAAUAAAUCAAAAUAAAAAACUAAAUAACUUCAAACAUGGAAACAGGAAAUAAAAUGUAAAAGAAAGAUCAAGCAUAAAUGAAGACAAAAAGUGCAAAAACUAGUGAAAAAAGAGAAUAUUGUUAUAAUAUCGUGAGCAAUAAUCAUAUUAAAAAGCCGUAAACCAUCAAACAACUAUAAAAGCAGUGAAAUUAAAAUCAAGAAAAAAAGAAGAUAUAAUUAAAUGUAACGAAUCACAAAUGCACGUUACAUAAUGAAUAUUACUUACGAGCAGCGUCGCAACAACCCACCGAUCUAUCUUCCCAUAAUAAGAAAAAAAUCCAAAACCUACAAAUUCAUUCCAUUUCAAACAUACAUUAUGCAAGACAUACUAUUUAUAUCCAUACACACAUUCAUAUUUUACUUCAGUUUGUGUGUGUACUUCGUCUAUGCUUAGGCACCCCUUCGCCAUUAUAAUCACCAAACAAUUGUGAUUGAUUGUUCACUCGUGAACGGCAGUAUCUAUCAGAGCUAAUACACCACUACAAUCAAACAUA